AUGGCUUCCUCAACUCAUGCCAAGUUCCAAGUUUUCCUGAGUUUCAGAGGUACAGACACUCGUAACAGUUUCACAAGCCAUCUCUAUUCUUCCUUGCAAAGAAAACAAAUAAAAACAUUCAUAGAUUACGAACUCGAAAGAGGAUCAGAGAUUUCGCCAACGCUUUUGAAACUGAUAGAAGAAGCAGCGAUCUCUGUCGUGAUUUUCUCGGAAAAUUAUGCAUAUUCAGCAUGGUGUUUGGAUGAAUUGGUGAAGAUAAUUGAAUGCAAGAAUAUGAAAAAUCAAAUGGUUUUGCCUGUUUUUUACGGCGUUGAUCCGAAUAAUGUUGGUGAGCAGAAAGGGAGUUAUGGAGAUGCAUUUUGUAGGCAUGAGGUGAGUUUUAGUAUUGCCAGACAGAAAAGUUGGAGAAAUGCUUUGAGUGAAGCUGCUAAUUUAUCUGGUUGGGAUUCUCUUGUUAUUAGGCCUGAGUCCAAACUUAUUGAUGAAAUUGUUGAAGAUAUUUGCAAAAAGUUGAACAGUAUGUCUACGUCGUCUCAAGAUUCGGCUGAAAUGUAUUCAGGGACUCCAAGAAUUGAAUCUUCAUUUUGGCAGGCAAAUGCAGGCAUUCCAAGAAUUCAAUCUUCAUUUUGGAAUUGACACACUUCAAACCUCAUUUAAAUCAGGGUUUAGUUUUGUCUCAGUAUUGUCCAAGUCAUUUCCAGAAUAUGCAUGGUGCUUUUGAUUCAAAUAAAUGUAAUAGUAUUUAACUUAUUUAAAAGUUCAUUUACUAAUUUUAACUUU
Messenger RNA from Mercurialis annua (annual mercury), 780 nucleotides. Its product is annotated as disease resistance protein RPV1-like. The coding region runs from base 1 to 636 and encodes 211 amino acids. Lineage: Eukaryota; Viridiplantae; Streptophyta; Magnoliopsida; Malpighiales; Euphorbiaceae. The transcript has 2 exons. The record is from RefSeq and is a predicted model, not a curated record. Gene Ontology annotation, biological process: signal transduction.